Molecule: messenger RNA, 1164 nt
Organism: Sardina pilchardus (European sardine)
Lineage: Eukaryota; Metazoa; Chordata; Actinopteri; Clupeiformes; Clupeidae
Product: probable G-protein coupled receptor 21
Exons: 1
Coding region: 1-1164 (387 amino acids)
Biological process (GO): phototransduction; cellular response to light stimulus; G protein-coupled receptor signaling pathway
Cellular component (GO): plasma membrane
Molecular function (GO): G protein-coupled photoreceptor activity
Source: RefSeq, a predicted model, not a curated record
AUGAACUCCUCCCUGCUGGAGGCCAACGGCUCCAACACCAGCUUGGGUGACGACGGCAUCCCCGGUGGCGGCAGCGGCAGCGCCCCCUUCUGCCUGCUAGACGUGGGCUACUCGGCCCUCUUCCACACCUGCCUGCUGGAGGUGACGGUCAUCCUGCUGCUGACCGCGCUGAUCAUCUGCGGCAACCUGGUGGUGCUGCUGGUGUUCCACUGCGGGCCGCUGCUGGAGCAGCCCGGCACCAGCUCCUUCAUCCGCACCAUGGCGUACGCCGACCUGCUGGUGGGGGUCAGCUGCCUGAUCCCGGCGCUGUCGCUGCUCCGCCACCUGGGCGGCCUGGACCCGGCGCUCACCUGCAAGGCCUUCGGCUACAUGGUGUCGGUGCUCAAGGGCGUGUCCAUGGCGUCGCUGGCGUGCGUGAGCGUGGAGCGCUACGUGGCGGUGACGCGGCCGCUCUCCUACGCGGCGCUGGUGACGCCGUGCCGGCUGCGGGCCUGCAUCGCGCUGAUCUGGGUCUACUCGGCGCUGGUCUUCCUGCCCGCCUUCCUGGGCUGGGGCAAGCCGGGCUACCACGGCGACGUGGCGGAGUGGUGCGCGCGCUGGGAGACGCGGCCGGCGUUCACCGCCUUCAUCGUGGCGGCGCUCUACGCGCCCGCCACGCUCACCGUCUGCUUCACCUACGCGCACAUCUUCCGCAUCUGCCGGCAGCACACGCGGCAGAUCAGCGAGCGCCGCGCCCGCUACGGCCCGCAGGGGCCCACGCCGCCCGCCACCGCCGCCGUUACCGGGCCCGGAGGAGGACACACCCCCUGCUCGCUGGCGUCGUCCUCGGCGGCGACCGGUGGCGGCAACAACAACAGCCCGGACAAGCGCUACGCCACGGUGCUCUUCCGCAUCACCAGCGUCUUCUACCUGCUCUGGCUGCCCUACAUCCUCUACUUCCUGCUGGAGAGCGCGGGUAUCUACCGCCACGCGGGCGCCUCCUUCCUCACCACCUGGCUGGCCAUCAGCAACAGCUUCUGCAACUGUCUCAUCUACAGCCUGUCCAACAGCGCCUUCCGCAAGGGCCUGAAGCGCCUGUGCUCGCUGUGCGCCCGCAGCGUGGACACCAAGAAGCCGCUGGGGCCGCCCCCGCCGCCGCACAUGCGCCACUCCUGCGACGUCUGA